UUAACCAUUACCUUGCUGAACGUCGAAGGAGAAGCACCGCACACAAACGCUCUACCAAAUCAUUUAACCAACUCGUUCUUGUUGUUGUUUGGAGUUUGGACUCGAUUUUUUUCACAUAGUCCAAGACCACCACUUACUACUUACAACUUCUCUGUUUACUUCUGGUGCUUCUUUAAGAAGGGAACGCGUAUAACGAUUCCCUCCUCAGUUCCAGUCUGGCUUCAUUGUUGAAACGAUUGUUCUCCUGAACAGUGUUCGUGUACCUGUCUCUGUGUUACGUACAUACUGCAAGAGCUUAUAAGCAGGAAAUCUAACAAGUGUGUCUCACAUUUUUAUACGUUUUGAGAAGAAAAACAUUGCCUUUGGAAUUAUCGUUAUUAUAACCCUAAACGAAAUUAUAAUUUGGAAUUUUGGAUCUCUUUUUAAUAAACUGAGAGAGCAACAGACGGACAACGACGACGAGGACGCCGUUUCUUCUGCCCCAUCACGAACCAAGUCCACGCCAGUCUCACCUUGUUGCGUCUUGUUGGAUCACGUCAAAGGAAGAAAAAAAACCUACCUGAGGACGAGGGGAACAACAACAACUGCAACCUCCUGGUUUCUGAAUCCUAUUGGAGAAAAGGAAGAAAUCUUAACAAAAAGAAAGGUCUAGAGGAUCCGAGCGACAAUUGAGAUCAGGGACAAAAAAUCGCGUCCUUUCAAUUCUUCUUCGCCUGCUAUUGCUUUCUGAUCCUUGGAGAAAAGGAUGCCGGGGAAGCAAGACUAUUUUCCAUUGAAUCUGAACAACAUGAACGGAGGACUUGGAUUCUACGGAGAAGUUGGCCCAAUUUUGAUCCCACACAGACAUAGUGGCAAGUUUGAUGCUAAUGUUGUGCAUCACGGAAGCCCAAUCGCCAUGGCCCUUCACAAUAGCCCAGUAAAUGCAACCUUUCUCUCAGAAAACUUGAUGUCCGAGUACAUCAACAUGAACGUGAACAGCCUGCCCCCAGUGAACAGUGAGGAUGAGGAGGAAGAAGAGGAGGAGGAGGACGAUGACAUUGUGUCCCAAUCCGGUUCAGAAUCCGUCUCCGUUCAGGGUUCGGAUUUGGACUUGGAUGUUGAAGUUAUGGAUGACGUGGACUCACUUGUUCUCAAUAUUCAAGACAAAUUGAGAAUGGCAGCUCCCCAGUACAGAACGAGUCACUCUGCCAGCGACUACUGCUGGACGGAUUCCCCCAGUGCCACUAGUACUCCUAACUCUAUUCAUAGUACUGCUAGCAAUACAGACAAUGAUCUUCUCAUUCUUCCACAACAACGUUCCUCAUGCACCACUUCCACAAAUAAGAGCAGCAGUGGUCAGCGAAAGCGUCGUACCUCCAUGAAUCGCUCUUGGCGUCACUCCCACCCCAACGCCAACAACAGUUAUUACCGUCAGUUUCACCAGUCGGGUAACAUUUCAAAGUCCAAAAAGUCUGCCACUUAUCAAAACCAAUGGUGGUCGUCGCGGUCGUUUGGGGAUUUGUCGAAGCAAUCUAAUCGUUCCAAAGAAGCGUAUCAUCUCCUCCAAGAACUCCUCCAGUCGGGCGGACUCAUAAAAGAGGCUGUGCGACGUCUCAAUAGGAAAUGUUUUAACUCUUCUAAUAGUGGCAACACAAUUGGAAGUGGUAGCAGUAGUAGUAAUAAUACCGGUAGUACCAAUAAUAGCCAGGACCCCGUUGCCCCAAGUAAUUCUACUGCUAGCCUAGUUGUCUCAACAUCAAAAUAUAGUUAUAGUAGUAUGGAGGAUGAUUCAGAUAACCCUUUUCAUCAGCAUCACCACUCAUUCGCCCCUUGUAACUAAGUUAAUUAUUAACUAAUUUAAUUUAUUCUCGUUAACCGCCGCCGCCUCCGAGGGGCAGUUGUACUUGUAAAUUAACAAAUCUUGAAGGAUCUCUGUCACUUACUGUAAGUAGUGAGUUAACGCUAAUUAACACAAGAAAAGAGGGAAAGAGAGAGUCAAUGCAGUAAUUACCGUUAUAUAAUAUAUAUUAUGCAUAUAUAAAGAAUGAAAUUAAUUAUUAUUAUGUCAAAAGAAUCAACCGUCAGAUUGUUUGUAUUAUGUACCUAUGUUCAAAAGAGACUUAGUAAAAACCGUAUCCAUUUUACAAAGCAUGAAA
Folsomia candida is the source of this 2135-nucleotide messenger RNA. RefSeq lists its product as uncharacterized. The record is from RefSeq and is a predicted model, not a curated record. The transcript has 2 exons. Bases 746 to 1819 code for a protein of 357 amino acids. NCBI's taxonomy places the organism in Eukaryota, Metazoa, Arthropoda, Collembola, Entomobryomorpha, Isotomidae.